This is a messenger RNA of Prosopis cineraria, 984 nucleotides long. RefSeq names its product L10-interacting MYB domain-containing protein-like. NCBI's taxonomy places the organism in Eukaryota, Viridiplantae, Streptophyta, Magnoliopsida, Fabales, Fabaceae. The transcript has 2 exons. Bases 1 to 984 code for a protein of 327 amino acids. The record is from RefSeq and is a predicted model, not a curated record.
AUGAACAGCGAUAAAGGAAAAGCUGUGUGGAAUUCAACUUUAACAAAAAUCUUCAUUAAAGAAUGCUUGGAACAAGUGUACAAGAAACAAAGGAAAGGAACUGCUUUCAACAAAAAUGGGUGGCAGGCAAUAAUUGAGAGGUUUGAGGCAAAAACAGGAAAAAGGUAUGAGCGAAAGCAAUUGAAAAAUAAGCUAGAUAACAUGAGGAAAGAAUGGAAUGUAUGGCAUAAGUUGUUUUCAAGUGAAACCGGCUUAAGAUGGGACAGUGACAAGAAUACUGUUCAUGCUCCAGAUGAGUGGUGGGAGCGAAAAAUCUUGGAAAAUCCUCUUUAUGAAAAAUUUAGAUAUAAAGGUCUGAGAUUUGCAAGGGAAUUAACCUUGAUAUUCAAGGAUGUCCUGGCAACUGGGGAGACACUUUUUAUGCCAUCUGCUACCCAGACCCAAAUAGAGGAUGAUGAUGAUGAUGAGGAUGUGUACCGCCCUACUAUUGACCUUCGAGAAGGCUCCGGUGAUAGUGAAGAGGAGUUAAAUUUAUCUGACACCGCAGCACCUAUGGGGGUCACCGAUGAGUUGUUAGGCUUGAAUGUCACCACAAAUACUGGUGGAACUAGUGGUGACGGAAGUCAAGGCAAGAGAAAGAGGGUGGUAGGCGUUAGUGGGAGGAAAAGGCAAAAAGUCCCUACCUCAAUGAAAAUAGCAGAUGCGAUGAGUGAAAUGGCCAAGAAUAAUAGAGCUAGAACAGAGACAGUGAACAAGAUUUUGGCAAAUGACAUAGGAGUUUCUGAAGUUGUGGCUCACCUAAAUGGACUCCCAGAAGUUUUUGGUGAUAAAGAUUUACAUUGGAGAUGUGUCAAUCUUGUUCUAUACAAGCCUAUGCGAGAUGCUUACUGGCAACUUAAAGACCAUCUUGAUCAAUUGGUCAAUUGGUUGAAGCACCAAGUCUACCAUCUACCGGAUUUUAUUUCAAAGAAUACAUCAGGAUGA